AUGACCGUCGAAUCAUCACUUCCAACUUCCCAAAACGCCCUCAAGACUCAAGGCCCAAACAGCGUCUCAGUCAUUACGGAUGCUCCUCUCCCCAACAUCGAACCACAUGAUGUUCUCGUCCGUGUCCUCGCUGUCUCCAUCAAUCAUGUAGAUGGCAAAGCCGUGGAUAUGUCGCCUCAAAUUGGCGCAACCAGUGGAACAGAUUUCUCUGGUAUCGUAGCUGCUUUGGGUUCAGCCGUUGAGAGUGAUUCUUUCAGAGCUGAGCGUGGCAUGAAACCCAUCAGCAUUGGCGAUCGUGUCUUUGGGGGCACAUUUGGGAACAACCCCCUCAGGCCACACAAUGGUGCUUUUGCAGACUAUGUAGCUGUUCCGGCGCGACUUGUCUGGCAUGUUUCUGACGGGAUGGACUUCAACACUGCUUCUACUCUCGGGGCAUCACUGGCUACUGUUGGACUCUCACUCUUCAACUACCUUGGUCUUCCUCUUCCUUAUAGCAAAAUCCUCAAGGGAGAUGAAAUGCCCACUGUCUUGGUAUAUGGUGGUGGCACUGCAACUGGCGCAAUUGCUUUGCAGGUGUUGAAGGAAGCAGGUAUCAACGCGAUAACCACCUGCUCGUCCACCGCAGCACCUCGCGCAACCCGUCUCGGUGCCAAAGCAUGGUUCGACUACAAGUCUCCUACCUGCGGCGCUGAUAUCCGCGAGCACACAAAUGACACACUUGCUUACGCACUGGAUUGUAUCACUGAUACAUCUUCCAUGGCCAUCUGCUAUGAGGCCAUCGGCUCUUCGGGUGGUCGCUACGUCGCGCUAGAUGCCUUUCCUGUACGAGGACAUACGCGACGUAGUGUUGUCCCGGAAUGGGUUUGCACGCCUACUCAGUUUGGGCAUGCAAUUCGUUGGACACCUCCCUAUGAUCUUGAGCCCAGACCGAGAGAUUUGGAGUAUGCGGAGGAGUGGUAUCCAAUUGCGCAACAGAUCGUUGAUGAAGGAAAGGUUGAACCACAUACAGUAGAAGUGAGGAAAGGUGGUUUGGGUGCUGUCUCAGAAGGUAUGGAACAGGUUCGUCGGGGUUUGAUUCAUGGGAAGAGACUUGUUUAUCCCAUUGCAAGUUAUUGA
Messenger RNA from Fusarium poae, 1116 nucleotides. RefSeq lists its product as uncharacterized. The transcript has a single exon. Bases 1 to 1116 code for a protein of 371 amino acids. The record is from RefSeq and is a predicted model, not a curated record. Gene Ontology annotation, molecular function: oxidoreductase activity, acting on NAD(P)H. NCBI's taxonomy places the organism in Eukaryota, Fungi, Ascomycota, Sordariomycetes, Hypocreales, Nectriaceae.